AUGUCCAGCUUUAUCAAACUCGAUAGUACCAAUCUGGUACAAGAUGGUACCAAUUCAACCUGGAAAUACUCCUUCCCCGGAUCCGCGGCUGACUUCCGUGAUGUAGUUUGCGCAAUUCAAUCUAUUUCGAUGUAUAACAGUGAGUAUAACAUUGAUUCAAUGCAGUUUCAGAACACGACGUUCAAAAUCGAAGUACCUACCGCUGGAACUGUAUCCACAAUCAGUGUAUCCCUCCCCGAUGGUAUCUAUUCGUAUGACGAUAUCAAUCGAAGCAUUCAGACUUCUCUUGUCAACGCUGGAGCUGUCUAUUACGCUUGCCAGCUUGAUUUCUCUCCUACCCCUACAACUCUACCAACUACUGGAGAUACAUGGACCAGACCUACCUCCGGUUUAUACUCAGCUGGCGGUACUGGAUUGCCGACUACCACUCGAGUUCCUCGAUUGAUCAUCGAUAAUGUAGAAUUUGGAAAAGUAGUUGGACUCACAGUGGGCACCUAUCCCUCUACAUCAGCUACUGUUGCAAGUGCUCAGCUAUCGAACAUCAUUCCUCAAAUUCACCCAACCAGUUCCUACAUCGUUCGUUGCGAUCUGAUUAAAAAUGAAUACGUGGCUUCUGGUGAUAUUGUCAGCGCUUUUGAUAGAGGCGAUGCCGCUAUUGGAAAGGUCAUUUCAUACAAACCCUCCCAGUAUGCAUGGAUGAAUUGUCAUAAUGGCGUUCGAGCCAGUAUUACUCUCAGUAUCUAUAACCAAAACGAUAAAAAAGUGAUUUUUAGAGAUACGUCAGUAUCCAUCAUGCUUCUGAUUCGACCAAAAAAAUAA
Molecule: messenger RNA, 819 nt
Organism: Phytophthora sojae
Lineage: Eukaryota; Oomycota; Peronosporomycetes; Peronosporales; Peronosporaceae
Exons: 2
Coding region: 1-819 (272 amino acids)
Source: RefSeq, a predicted model, not a curated record